AUGUCUUAAAUAAGCUGUAAACGUCAAUAUCUUCAUCGCGUCCUCCUUUCUCCUUGAAACAGGAAUCAUACAGAAAGUUGUAUUUGUCAACUGUAGAGGCGUACACAAAUGAUCUGAAAGCAUCAAUCAAAAGUCAAACUGAAUUCCACCCUCUUACUACCCAUACCAAGCCUGGGUGAAAACAGGUGACAUCUUCACAAGUCUUCUCAUGCAAGACGGACGGAAGCCAGUUGAAGACCUUGACAUGGAAAGAGAGGAAUACCUCCGCCGGUACGGUCAUGUGAGUGGAAAGCCAAUAAAAUAUCCUCAAGAGAUGUUUCUUUCAAAUACCAAUACUGACGAAGAAACGAAUCCCAAAUUUGUUCUUGUCACCGGGAAGGCAGGGAUUGGUAAAACACUUUUUUGCCAAAAGUUGAUUCAAGAUUGGGCUGACGACAAACUGUUUCAAUCUCAAACAAGUCCUCGCAUCCCUAAUUUUAAGUUCACAUACCUGCUGACUUUCCACCAAUUGAAUUUACUGGGAAAGGACCACGUUUCGAUGAAAGAAAUCCUUAACCAAUCAUCAAUGUUAGAUGUCCACUCAAGUAUCGAUGAAACUUUAUUUGAGUACAUGGUUGAUCAUCCUGAAGAAGUCUUGAUUAUCAUUGAUGGGUAUGACGAGCAUUCACAACAAGAUUUCAUCGCUAGUGACUUGGAUGACCAGUACCCGAAUAACCCUCAUGAAGAAAUGCCAGUAGCAGCCCUGUGUGCCAAGCUAAUCAAAGGAAAGCUCUUGAGAGGCUCAAGUGUUCUGAUAACGUCAAGACCCGACGAGUCCGACAAAAUUGAAGGUGGUCAAAUCAACUUUGAUCGAUACUUUGAAAUUACAGGGUUUUCCGCGCAGCAGGUGAAGGAGUAUGUUGGAAAGUAUUUUAGAGAAACCGAAGAAAUGAAGAAUGCUGUGAUGGAUCACAUUACAAAGAAUGACAAUCUAGUCAGCCUUGCCCGCAUUUCAGUUCUCUGUUUUCUGAUGUGCUCAUACUUUGAGUAUAUUCUGGAAAACUCUACGAACACUGAUGCUCUUCCAGUCAACUCAAGUGACAUUUAUUUUGAAGUGAUUGACAUGUUUUUAAAUUAACAUCACAGGAAGGCCUCAACUUCCCCUGAAGAUACUCUUGAAAAAUCAGAGUUGGCGGCUCAAUUCCUCCAAGAAAAAAAGUUUCUCUUCACUGUUGAAGAAAUGAAAAGGUUUACUUCAGAAGAAAUUGAAAGGCUGAGAGCAAGCGGUCUUCUCCAUUGCGGUCCUCAGUUUAGGAAAUCUUUUUCAGAAACGACAAAAUAUUUUUGUUUCACCCACCUAACCCUCCAGGAAUACUUAGCAGCUCGUUGGCUCGUGAAGAGAAAAGAAAUUCCCCCAAGAAGAUAUGUCACAGAUGUUAUUUCAGUCUAUGUCCGGCAUUUUAUCAAAGCAAAAGGACAGUGCCUUCAUGGAAGAAUUGCUUCAUAGACUAAAUCAGAUGUUUGGACAUGGAUUCGGUGGGGAACUGCUGCGAAUGAAAUGUCUCACUGAGUAUCAAGAUUUAGAGUUUGCACAACAUUUCGUAAAGAUACAUCAUAAUCAAUUUUGUAAUGAUGAGGACGGAUUUAAAUUGAAUGACUUGUCUGAUGUAGACUGCAUUUCUUUGUCUUUUCUGUUAGAAGUUCUGAGUGCAGUUAAUGAAGACGAAUCCAGUACAAAG
Molecule: messenger RNA, 1718 nt
Organism: Stylophora pistillata
Lineage: Eukaryota; Metazoa; Cnidaria; Anthozoa; Scleractinia; Pocilloporidae
Product: protein NLRC5-like
Source: RefSeq, a predicted model, not a curated record